Molecule: messenger RNA, 510 nt
Organism: Psilocybe cubensis
Lineage: Eukaryota; Fungi; Basidiomycota; Agaricomycetes; Agaricales; Agrocybaceae
Exons: 2
Coding region: 1-510 (169 amino acids)
Source: RefSeq, a predicted model, not a curated record
AUGUCGCCAUCAGCCAACUCAACCCUGCUCGAAUGGAGCGUCCGAGUUCGAUGCGAUGAACACGAAAUUGGUGGAAGCCUCUCAGUUUUCAUCUUCCUCUCCAACACCGUCCCCCCAAACCCCGAUGAAUGGCUAUUUGAGCGGAGUUUCGCAGGGACAUUUGACCUCUUCACCUCUUCCUCCUAUGGGCAAGCAAGAGGGCAGGCAUCUGGCGAAGCAUAUGCAACGAACAUCGCCAAGGGUUUCAUUCACAUAAAUCGAAAGUACCUCGAGCUUACCCGACAGAGCUCGCUCGAACCCGAAAUUGUAGUCCCGUAUCUGAAGCAACACCUUAGUUGGGGUGCGGACGGAAAGGUUGUGCAACUGGAACGUUUCACAUCCCUUGAAGUGACCGUGCUAUGUACCCCGCUCGAGCUCCCUAUCGGUGCAGACUACCCUAUAGAAGGUGAACCAAAGGUCUAUCCUGAAAUCACGCGGGGCCGAUUAGGUGGUGACAAAAGUGGUGCCUGA